CGCUUACCACUUCGCUGCAUCCUUGCCGUUAUCGUCGUCGUCGUCGUCGUCGUCGUCGUCGUCCUGCCACCGGGAUCUCGUCACAGCGACUCAUCGAUCAUAAUCCUGCGCUCCUCGACGAGGACGACGAGGCGGGUAAACAACGUUCACCGGCGUGGUUUACCUCGCAUGACACGCUCGGCGUGGGAGAUGGGACGAGACACGAGACGCCACCCGAUAUAUUAAAUACUCUUGGCGAUCACUCCCGGAACGCGAGCGGAGGGAAACGCGACGCGACACGAAUCACGGACCGAGGACGCGACGAACGCGAUUCGGCUCGCACUUUUCAAAUAUUCGCGUAGAGCAACCUCGCACGGCGAUUCGAGUGUCGCUGACGCGUGCGCACGAAAGUGAUAGUUGGUUGCACUGGCGACAUGUCAGCUUCAGGGAAGAAAAAUUACGCGCGAAUGUCCGCGCCAUCUGUUGCCGUUUGGUAAAAGUAAAUAUGGGCCACGUGACGAGUGCCUACCGGGAAGCCACGGAUGAUACGUAUAUUUGAAGGUUAUAGACUGAAUUGUUUGGGAAAUUUUUUAGUGACAAGUAUACCCGCAACUAACGUUAUGGGGAGAGCGUGUUGCGUCUUGGGAUGCCCGUCGGGCGGAGAUGCCCCAUCUCACCAGAUUCCCAAGAAUCCAAUUCUUUUUCAGAAAUGGAAAAACAUGAUCUUCUCUGAGAAAAUUCAACAUCUGACUGAUGAGCAGAUAAGCAAAUGUGCUGUAUGCUAUCGGCACUUUGCCGAUGAUGAUUAUCUAGUGACGUUUAGAGUGAGGAAAUUGAAGCGCGGCAUAGCGCCUUCAUUAAAUCUGCCAAACAAGCCUGCUACUAAUAAUGACAAGUCUAGUAUAGUUAAGAUAGAAUCGGAAAUCGAAAUGGAAAUGUCCGAUCCAGAAACAAGUAUGUUUCUUGAAAAUCUGAAAACGGAAAGUCAAGAAGCUGAAACGGAAGUAUCAAAAAUUUCAUUAUUCGAAGAUAUUUCAGAAGAAACUGAAUCUUACUUUCAUAAACAGCUGCAACAAAUUUCACCGGAUAAGCAUAAGGUAAAACAAACCGAUUCAAAGGCAGAAGCAUUUAAAUUAUAUUGUAGAAGAAAAGCACUGAAAAGAAAACAAAGAAAAUUAAGGGCCGAGAAAUUAGUAUUACUACGACUUAAAAAACAAGCUGAACAAUAUGAAAAAACACCUACAAUACAAAAACUCUUGUCUUCUUUAACACCUACUGAAAUAGCAUUAGCCAAAACCAAAAUACGAAUGUCAAGAUAUUUGCCAAGAGUAUACAUAAGAGUAUAUUAUGAUAUUGCUAGGAAAAAAGCUCUUGGCCAAUUAUAAAAUUUAUUAAUUUGAGAUAAAUGUCAAAACUGAAAGGAUAUGAGAAAUUAAGAUGAACAAAUCUAUUAUCUCAUUCCACACACGAUGAGGAGAAGAAGAAAGCAUGCGAUAAGUUAAAAUAUAUAACUGAUAGCUGUCAACAAUAGAGGUCCAUAUAGAUAUCAACAAGAAAGAAUGAAUCAUAUCAAAUCAAAUUCACCAUGAUAAUGUUGCGAGUACAAUCUAUUAUGACUACAGAAUAAUAAAUGUACUGGAUAACGAUUUUAUUACAUAACAAAAUCGCAAUCUAUUAAAAAUUUUUCUCCAAACAGAGGGGAAAGGUACGAGUGAAAACGAAUCGCAUGCAAGAUAAUCGUUCGAACUGUGUUGACACAACGGUGGUUUUACUGUAUUUUUAAAAACGAAUACAUGAAAUAUACAUUUAUAAUUAUAUAUAUAAUUGGUAGAAGGAUUAUAUUCUCUGAAUAUAGACCUCUGAACGCUAUCUUAUCGUUAACGACGUCGUAAAGAGUAUAACAUAUCCUCUCUGAACACAUAAUCUUGACGGGGAUUAUUCUGUUGAGCACUUUACUCGCCGGUGAUGUAUCUUUUUGUUUUCUUUUCCUUUUACUACGCGAGAGAAUCGCUAUACUGACAAUAAUCCGGUGAUCCGCGUUCAGGAAACGCGCCGAUAAAUAUUUAUCCGCGCGUGAUCGAUUCCGCGGAACGGGAGGAAUAAAGCCGAUCGAAUUGGUACAAAUCAGAGGUACACAACAAAGAUACACCCUUUAGGAUCGGUUGUUAUGUGCGUGAAGUACUUUUCGAGCGUAACACACAUCCAAAAAGUCAUCCAACAAAUUACGUUGAAAAAUAUUCUCAUUUAUACAUUUAUUUUUAUCUAUACAUCUCUUAUCAAUUUAUAUUCUGGAGGUGCUGCGUGUAUGUAUUUUAUUCUCUUCCUCUACGUCCAUAGACUAAUUAUGAAACACUGCAAUUUCAAAAUGUAUUCGAUCCUAUGACCAAUCUCAAAGAGAGUUAAUGUGUUCUAUAGUCUGUAUAUAAUUAGGAAAUACUUUCCCUUUAGUGACAUAUCAUUAUUAUAUUACGGAGCGCGUUAAUUGGCUGCAUAGUUUCAACUUUCUUCACAUUCUUUUUCACGGAAUUCGACGGUUUGAAAAAUGCACCAAGUAGAAAAUUACUCAAAAUUUCGAUCGAAAGAUUUCUCUAAGAAUUCUUUAGCGUUUUUACCGUAGAUAAAUACAAGAAUACAACAAGUGAAUAAGAAAAGGGAAAGUUGAUUUAAGAACAAGAUUUUUUGAAAUCUGCGUUUACUGUUAUUACGUUUCUUCAAUCGUCGAUUCGAUCAAUAAAUUGAUUGAUCAUCGUCUCGCGUAUUAGCGUAAUAUAAUUAAAGCCAAUAAGAGAUAGAAAGACAAAGUCUUUUCGUUUCUUCCAGCACGAUGAGAUGAAUCGAGAGAAGAUAUAAUCAGCGACAAAGAAGUGUAUUAGAAGUGAAAUGGUCAAAAUCUGCGAAGAAAGAUCGCAUAGGAGAUAUCUAAAGGGAAAGUGUAGUAACAAAAAAAAAAAAAAUGAAAUACUACAAUUGUACCAUUUAUCCUGACGCUUUUAGGCCCUGCGGAAUAAUGGUCGGGCCCCGAGAAUUCAAUGGGGGCUCUGAAAUAAUAGCAUUCGAUUCUUUCAGUCGUACAAAAGUUCCAUUAUUAAUAGUAAUUAAAUAUUAUUAAUAGUAAUAUCUCGACGGAGAGUUUCGUUAUAGAUACAAACGGUUCAUAAAUUAAUCGAAUAAAGGACCCGAGCCUAUUCUAUGACGCCUAAAGGCGUCCCUGCAUAGUUUGUGCGUUGAUACUCGUAAAAAUCGAUAGUAUACGUAUAUAGGAGAACCGCCUCUCUCGAUGCACGCGCGUUCGGACGAGCUAUGAGUGUCGAUCAACAUCAGAAUGUGUAUUAAUUUGAUUGUAUAUAUCGCCUGGGGCACAAUGUUUACCGACUCUGGUAUUACGACAAUCGCAAGCGUUGUAUUUUCAGCGAUAUGAGAGCGAGACGAGUGAGCAAUAAAUCGAAUUAAAUCGACAAGUUGAGAGCGCAUACAGUUGUCACUUUGUUCAAUAUCAAUUAACUUCUUCUAGUUUGAUUAAUGAAAAUUUCGAAAGAUGAAGAAAAUUUGUAGACAAUCAUAAUUAUAGGAUUUAUAGUUAGAAAGAAAGAUAUUUUAAAAUUAUUGCACACAAAUUUUCUACAUCUUUUUUACAUCCAUUUAAUUUGAAUGACAAACAUGAUCUUUGUAAAAAUAAUGAUCAAAAUAGUAUUUGUAGCAUACUUGGUCCUAGUUAUUCGAUAAAUAAUCGUCAAUCGUUAUCAUUCAUUUCGUAAUUAAAAUCGAUUUCACUGGCGAUAAAAAUCGCGAGUGAUUUCUCGUCCGAACGCAUCUCUACUUAAACGAAAUGCGUGUCGUGAACAUCUCUCACACACACACACACACACACAUCUAUUUUGAUACGUGUAAAUGAUUGUCCGUGAUUGUCCAUAGUUGAUAGAAUAAUCACACUUCGAUAUCAUUCUAUUCUUUAUCUUUGCCUGCCUGUUUUAUAGUGAGAAGAGGGAGUGGAAGAGCGAAAGAGCGAGUGCGCGGCCGCAGCCUCGAUGUCACCCGACCGCUUUGUUACUUUCUCCAAAGGUGUAUCGGGGUGUGCUUAACGUUAAGGACACUUAACUUUGUAUAAUCUCUUAUGCCAUUAGUUAGAAUAUAAACACACGAAAACGAGAUUCUUUGGAAUUGUAGACGUUUCACGAGUUGGGAACGAAAUCGAUGAAACUUCGGCGCUUUCCGAUUUUCUCGCGCGAUUAUGGAUGCGAAGAAUCUCGUCGGAUUAAAGGAUGGAAAAUUUUACACAUAAAAUCCAAUACGAAUACAAUUUGACUUUCGAAUCUACUUUCUUAUAUUUAAAAAAAUGAUGUUAUUUCUCAAAAUGAUUUUCGUUGAAUUCUACAGCCUACAUUUCGACGCUUAACAAUUUGAAAAUUGAACUCUCUUCCUUUCUAUCUUUAUCUUCUCUCUCUUUCUCUUUUUCUUUUUCUCUCAAUGUCUACACAUGUUCGAUGACCUCUAUUUAUUUAUUUUGGACAUUGUUUAUUUAUUUUAUAAUUUAUGUUAUAUUUAUUUUACAUUGUGUUCAAUAUAUCCUUUAUGAUAUUUUAAUUAGAAGGUAAUUAUAAUAAAAAAAAAAACAGGAAAGGAAAGGAAAAAAGAAAGAAUUUUUAUCCUAAAGAGAUUUUUAAAUUUUCGAUUAAAUUAACGUUCCAAUAGGUAAUCAUUUAAAAUGAAUUGUAGAAAGUAAAUCCCGCUAAAUUUCCGAUGGUUAAUAACUCGGAAAAUAAAUUCUCUUUCCUGUUCUUUUCUCUCUCUUUUUCUUUUACUGUUCACGCAUAUGAUCUCUGCAAUUAUUUUGAACGCAAUUAUUUUUGUAAGGUUUUUUCCGUUUUUAUAUAGCGUCAUAUAUAUAAAAAAGUCAAAAAUCUAAUUUACCAAAGUUCAUAACGUUUUUUAUUAAGUGAAAUAACUAAUCGCGCGAGUGCAUAUUUAUUAUUAGCUACAACUUUUUAUAUAAACUUUUUAUAUAAACUUCGUAUAAAAUGUAUACUUCAUUAUUCUAGUAGAUUAAGUAAAUACAAUCAAAAAAAAAAAAGAGAGAAAG
Cataglyphis hispanica is the source of this 5056-nucleotide messenger RNA. RefSeq lists its product as uncharacterized. The transcript is spliced from 3 exons. The coding region runs from base 522 to 1364 and encodes 280 amino acids. NCBI's taxonomy places the organism in Eukaryota, Metazoa, Arthropoda, Insecta, Hymenoptera, Formicidae. The record is from RefSeq and is a predicted model, not a curated record.